UCAGCAAUGCUUUUAAACUCUACUGCUGGAUGAGACCUUUAAAAUGUUUUUCAUCUUCUUGCUGUAGCUUUGGGGUUCCGUUUUUUCUUUCUUUCUUUUUUUUUUUUUGAAAGAAAAAAUAUUUUGGUUAUCGCGCCAACUUAAUUUCUUCUCUUUUUUUGUUGUUUUAAUUUAUCCUUCAGUAUUUUCCCCUCCUCCUCUUCCCCGAUGAACCUCUUCUCGGUUUGCACUUUGCAUGAAAAAGACCAGAGGAAAGACAUCAUGAAGUGUUAAAAAAUAAUCACAAAGCCACCUUUGCAGCAGCAACAACAACUAACAAUUCCAGCUGCAGUUCGCCAAGCUGCAAAAGAGAGAACCAACCUUUAUGCAAAAGGCGAAUAGAAAGAGCAACCCGCUCUGAUGCAUCAUCAAUACUAUAGGCUCUGCAAAGGAUAAUAAAGAGAGAGAGAGAGGAAAAAAACAGUCGGUGCAAAUUGGAGCGAAGGUUGCAAGGGGCUGGUGGAGAGAGAGAAGGAAAAUAGAUAUUGCAAAUAAUCACGCUGGCUCACCCGGUUGCAACUCAGAGCAGUCCCCUCGCUCCUGGUGCGCACCCUUUCUGGAGGACUGUCAGCAGCAAAAGGAUGGCAUCAGAACUGGCAAUGAGCAACUCCGACCUGCCCACCAGUCCCCUGGCCAUGGAAUAUGUUAAUGACUUCGAUCUGAUGAAGUUUGAAGUGAAAAAGGAGCCGGUGGAGACCGAUCGCAUUAUCAGCCAGUGCGGCCGCUUGAUCGCUGGGGGAUCGCUCUCUUCCACCCCGAUGAGCACGCCCUGCAGCUCGGUGCCCCCUUCCCCGAGCUUCUCAGCGCCCAGCCCGGGCUCUGGCACGGACCAGAAGACCCACCUGGAAGAUUAUUACUGGAUGACCGGCUACCCGCAGCAGCUCAACCCAGAGGCGUUGGGAUUCAGCCCCGAAGACGCGGUGGAAGCGCUGAUCAACAGCAGCCACCACCAGCUCCAGAGCAGCUUCGAUGGCUAUGCUAGAGGGCAGCAGCUGGCCGCCGCGGCGGCCGGCACUGGGGGCUCCAUGCCCGGGGAAGAGAUGGGCUCUGCCGCCGCCGUGGUCUCCGCAGUGAUCGCUGCAGCCGCGGCUCAGAACGGGGCACCCCACUACCACCACCAUCACCACCCGGCUGGGCACCACCACCACCAGCAGCCGGGCAGCGUGCAGUCCAGCAGCAGUAGCAGCAGCAGCAGCAGCACCGGGGGAGGAGGUGGCGGAGGGGGUCUGCACCACCAGCACCACAGCAGCAGCCUGCAUUUCGACGACCGCUUCUCGGAUGAGCAGCUGGUGACCAUGUCGGUGAGGGAGCUGAACAGGCAGCUCCGAGGGGUGAGCAAGGAAGAGGUGAUCCGGCUGAAACAGAAGAGGAGGACCCUCAAAAACAGAGGCUAUGCCCAGUCCUGUCGCUUCAAGCGGGUCCAGCAAAGGCACGUCCUGGAGUCAGAGAAGAACCAGCUGCUGCAGCAAGUAGAGCACCUAAAACAAGAGAUCUCCAGGCUGGUCCGGGAGAGGGACGCCUACAAGGAAAAAUAUGAGAAGCUGGUCAGCAAUGGCUUCAGAGAAAACGGAUCCAGCAGCGACAACCCUUCCUCUCCAGAGUUUUUCAUGUACCCAAGAGAAUCUUCUACAUCGGUGAUGUGAAAAUGCCUGUUGCCUGAAGUAAAAAAAAAAAAAGAAAAGAAAAAUGAUGCUGGAAUGCUGAUGGCUUAAGACAACUUUUUGGCAUGAAGACAGCUACAAAGCACAAAAAACAAAAUAUGAACUCAGAAAGAAACAGCAUUUUCAUGGCAUCGACAAGAAGCUCUUUAUUUUUCCUCAAGUUUUCUUUUCUAAAAAAAAAAUGGAACUAAAACAUUUGCAGAAACAAGACAAACUUUCUCUUCAGGUGACAAUAUUCAAGCAUGUUCUUUUACUAAAUUUAAAUUGAAAGAAAAAAAGAAAUUUUGAACAGGAUGCAGUAUCUGGAGAACUGUGAACCUUCAAAGACAACAAAACAAACUCUUUAAAACUGUGAACCAAGAAAUGGAAGGAACAACUUUUAAACCCCUGAUUACACCCUGUGUGUUAAGGAGACAACAUCAUCUUUUCCUAAAGCAACAAUAUUUAGGGAAUGGUUUGCAACGUACCCUUUAUUAUAAUCUUUUAAGGAAAACCUGCAUAUUUAAUGAUUAGCAGUGGAGUAAAUCUGACUUCACCAUUUCUGUUCAAAUGUCUUCUUGCACCUUCCUUUUCUAGACAGCACAGUUAUAUUUGCAGCCAGCGGCCAAGGGCAGGGAAGCUUGCUUUCUUUAUUACUAUUAAUUUUGUUUUUUAUUUGCCACACCCAAUAAAAACUUAGUAGGGAAAAGAAUAAACAGCUCUAUCAUCUCCUGAUCAGUGCAUAAGGCCUAACAGCAAAUAAUUACCACAGUAUAGAGGAAAUCCCAUGUUAUUUUUGGGCUAUCCAUGUAGCCAUUAAUCAAAGCAUCAAGAAAUAUAUUCUGCAUUGCUCUUCUAAAAUAACUCAAAAGAUGCCUCCUUGAAUUACACUCUGAACGGGCUAUAACCAAAAGAAAGAGAACCAAGACUAACUAAACCCCAGAAAGCAAUAUUGUCCCUUUAACCCACAGUAUUCCCCACUUCCCAUUAGUACUUAGCAUUUUUCACUACGUUGUGACUGAUAUUAUUUCAUUUAACACUAGCUAAUCUGUAUCUGAGGUAUAUGGAAACCCUCGAGAUGAUAAGAUUGGAAAGGCUCCAGAGUUGGCAGUUUUCUAGUGUGCACAUACUCUGUGUGUUUUGAUCCUUACAAAAGCUCCCUGUUAUUUGGACUGCCUGCCAAUUCGUUCUUGGAUCAGUCUCUCGCUUAGCUCCCACAAGGCUGCAGCCGUCACUUCAUUCUGGGCCUCUUGUGAUGGCAAACAGCGACAGCAGUUGUUGAAGUACAUUCCUCCCAGGCCCUCCAGCUCUGGAGCGGUGGCACAGUAGACAGUUGUGGCAGCUCCUUGUUGCUAGAAUUAAAAAAAAAAA
Molecule: messenger RNA, 3050 nt
Organism: Mauremys reevesii (Reeves's turtle)
Lineage: Eukaryota; Metazoa; Chordata; Testudines; Geoemydidae
Gene: MAF
Product: MAF bZIP transcription factor
Exons: 4
Coding region: 621-1682 (353 amino acids)
Biological process (GO): regulation of transcription by RNA polymerase II
Cellular component (GO): nucleus
Molecular function (GO): RNA polymerase II cis-regulatory region sequence-specific DNA binding; DNA-binding transcription factor activity, RNA polymerase II-specific
Source: RefSeq, a predicted model, not a curated record